CUCGGCUUGGGGCUCUUUCCGGGCUUGGACGGGGCGCCAAUGACGCUGUUGUAACCCAGGUGGGAAUCACUGAGUGUCUCAGUGAGCGGGUGCUAAAGGCUUCGGUGUUGUAACCAAUUCAUUGGCGUAAGUGUACUGAGAAAAGAAACGGAGAGCAAGGAUAAGAAAUCACCGAUAAAAGCAAAUUUAAGAAUGAUAAUAAAGAAAAAGAGAAAAGAAAUUCAUGAGGAGCCUGUACAGAAAAAGAAAAAGGUGAAGACUAUCAUUGAAAUUGAGGAAGAUGUUCAAACUGUCAUUAAAACUGAGGACAAUGGCCAUCUCAAGAAAAAAACAAAGACAAGGAAAAAGGAAAAUUUAAAAGAUGAAUGCUUACACAAAUUGCAACCAAAGAAUAAUAAGAAAAAGAAGAAGAAAAUUGGCUCUGAAUUACUCAGAGAAGAUAAUUUAGAAAGCUUUGUGAAUAUAAAAGGUCAUUUGGAUUUACAACUUCAAGAAGAAUCCGAGGAACAAAUUAAAAUAAUCAAAAAGAAGAAAAAUAAAGUCCCGUGUCAUUUCUCCUUGGAGAAUAAUGAGAGUAGUGAUGUGGAGCUUUCAAAUCAUUGCACAGAUGGUACUAAAAAAAAUGAAUUCUCUUUUAAAAAGAAGAGAAAGAAUACUGCUUUGGAUUUGGAAUUGGAUGGUGAAGUAACAAAGAAAAAAAAGAAGAAAUGCAGUUUUUUGUUAGAGGGCAUCCAGGACAGUGAACAAAGGCAAUCUGCAAAAGGCUGUAAAAACACCCACAAAUGCACUUCAAAAGAAGCAGUUUCUACAGGUGAAGACUAUGACACAGGUAAUGCCCAGAAUGGUGGGGAGAGUUGUGUGAGAAGAAGGAAGAAAAAGAAAGAUAAAUCUGACUGCUUUUUACCACUGGCACAUAAUGAGGACAACAUGCAUCACGUUCCUGGUCACCCCACUGCAAGUGACUUCAGAAAAAGGAAGAAACAUAAUUCCUGGGAAUUUACAUUGAGAAGCGGAGAGGAAGAGGACAAAAUUAAGAACUUUGGGUGUAUCAAAGAGAGGAAGAAGAAGAAGAAGAAGAAAAAAAAAGCUGUUUCUUCCCCAACCUAUGAAGAUAAGCAAGACUGCAGUCACAGCAUUCCUGAUAAGCAUCUCCCAGCACAGCAAGAAGUUGAGCUUGAGGAAGAGCUGUUUGGAAAGAAACACAGGAAGAAUUUCAAGGAUAAUAAUGAAGUCAGUAAGAAGAAAAAGAAGAAGAUUAAGAAAAAGGAGAGGGAAACAACAUACUCAGAAGUUUCUUUAAAUAAUGACAGUGCUUCUAAAAGCACUUCUAAAAUAAUACUAGAAAGCAAUAAGAAGAACAAAGAGAGUGAAAUGGAGCGAGCUCAGUGUGUUACAGGGGACACUGUGGAUGGGGAAUUAUGCAAUAGUAAUCCUGUACUGUGUGACAAAAAAAGUAAAAAAGUACCACCACAGGACUUAGCUGGAGAACCAGGUUCAAAAGCAGAUGGAAAAAAGAUCAAGACAGAAUCACCAUGGAAUGGGUCAGUGGAACAUCUAGAUGAUGGUGUAAUUGUUGUGCAGGAAAAGAAAGGAAACUGUGAUGAAAUUAACAUAGACAAGGUGAGGCGGCAGGCCCUGCAAGAAGAAAUUGACAGAGAAUCUGGCAAAACCAAGGCUCUCAGUUCCAAAGUGGGACAGGAUACGAAGCUUGGACAGUGGAGUACAGCUACUUUUAAAAGUUCUGAGGAACAAAGGAAGUUUUUUAGACUGAUGGGUGGCUUUAAAAAAGGUUCUGUGCCUAUCCAAAGUCCCUCAGCAACUACAAACAAACCAAACAUGGCUCUGAACCAGGAAGGGGAGGAGAAGUUACAGCAGGCUCUGAAGAUGGAGUUUGAUAAAGCAAUGGACUUGAAGCAACACAGAAGAAUUGGUCUUGGAUUUCAGCCUAAUGCAAACAAAAAAGCAUACAUAGACAAGUACUCAUCUAGAUCUAUAAAAUUUGAAGAUUAAAACUCA
Vidua chalybeata is the source of this 2016-nucleotide messenger RNA. It is a transcript of the gene KNOP1, whose product is annotated as lysine rich nucleolar protein 1. The transcript is spliced from 5 exons. The record is from RefSeq and is a predicted model, not a curated record. Bases 193 to 2010 code for a protein of 605 amino acids. Lineage: Eukaryota; Metazoa; Chordata; Aves; Passeriformes; Viduidae.